GAUCAUCAGCUGGCACCAAGCACCAACCAAGCAAAUGUACCAACACUCCAACACCCUUCUGCACUUUCUCCGCCACGUCUCCUUCCCGCCGGACGCACACCUCCUGCCGUCCGCGCUCAAGUCAUGCCCCGCGCAGCCCCUCGCCCGCGCUCUCCACGCGGCCGCCGCGGUCUCCGGCCUUGCGGAGGAUCCCUUCGUCGCCUCCUCGCUCCUCCACACCUACCUCCGCCUCGGAGCCACCAGCGACGCCCGCGGCGUGUUCGAAAGAAUGCCGGACAAGAGUGUCGUCGGCUGGAGCGCACUCAUCGCCGGGUACUCUGCGCGAGGUGACGCCGAGGCCGCGUGGGGCCUUCUGGGGCGGAUGCGGAGCGCCGGCGUCGAGCCAAAUGUGAUCACCUGGAAUGGACUGAUUUCCGGGCUCAACCGGAGCGGGAGCGCCAUCGAUGCUGCCAAGGCACUCGUGAGAAUGCACGGGGAAGGGUUCUUACCGGACGCCACUAGCGUCUCAUGUGCACUCUCUGCGGUCGGGGAUGUGAAAUUGGUCUCAAUUGGCGAGCAGCUGCACGGAUACGUGGUGAAGACAGGGUGCAGGCUAGAUCAACAUGUGGUCACUGCGCUCAUUGACAUGUACGGCAAGUGUGGGCGUGCCGAUGAGAUUUCUCACGUGUUCCAUGAGUCCAGCCACAUGGAUGUUGCUUCCUGCAACGCUCUCGUCGCUGGGCUCUCUCGGAACGCCCAGGUCUCUGAGGCAUUGCUCUUGUUCAGCGAGUUUGUUAGCCGAGGAGUCGAGUUGAAUGUUGUGUCCUGGACCUCAAUUGUUGCCUGCUGUGUGCAGAAUGGGAAAGAUUUAGAAGCGGUGGAUCUUUUCAGGAAGAUGCAGUCAAAAGGGAUUGAGCCGAAUUCAGUCACGAUACCCUGCGUACUGCCAGCAUUUGCCAAUGUUGCUGCUCUUAUGCAUGGCCGGUCAGCACACUGUUUUUCUCUUAGGAAGGGAUUUCUUCAUGACGUUUACGUUGGCAGUGCGUUGGUGGACAUGUAUGCAAAGUGUGGCAAGGUCAGGGAUGCGAGGACGAUCUUCGAUGCAAUUCCGUCUAAAAACACUGUUUCGUGGAAUGCGAUGAUUGGUGGCUAUGCAAUGCACGGGGAGGCUGCAAAUGCUGUGCAGUUGUUCUGUUUGAUGCAGAAGUGCAAACAGAAGCCUGACCUAGUCACGUUCACCUGUGUCAUUGGUGCCUGUGGCCAAGCUGGCCUGACAGAGGAGGGGCGUCGCUACUUCAAUGAAAUGCAGCAUACUCAUGGCAUUUCCCCUAGGAUGGAGCAUUAUGCAUGUAUGGUUACUCUGUUAGGACGGGCUGGCAAGCUUGAUGAGGCAUACGAUCUCAUAAAUGAGAUGUCAUUUGAGCCAGAUGGUUGUAUUUGGGGGUCCUUGCUGGGCUCCUGCAGGGUUUAUGGAAAUGUGUUCCUGGCCGAAGUUGCAGCAGAAAAACUAUUUGAACUAGAGCCAGAAAAUACCGGCAACUAUGUCCUGCUUUCCAAUAUUUAUGCGUCUAAAAAAAUGUGGGACGGGGUAAACAGAGUGAGGGAUCAGAUGAAGAAUAUGGGAUUGAAGAAAGAAAAGGGUUGCAGUUGGAUAGAGAUCAAGAACAAGGUGCACAUGUUGUUAGCUGGUGACAAUUCACACCCCAUGAUGACUGCAAUAACGGAGAAACUAAAGCAGCUUACCAUUGAGAUGAGCAGGCUGGGCUUUGCACCGAGCACAGAUUUUGUCCUACAUGAUGUGGAAGAACAAGAAAAGGACGAUAUCCUUGCUGUGCACAGUGAAAAGCUGGCUGUUGCAUUGGGCCUCAUAAGCACGAGCCCAGGAACACCUCUCCGGGUGAUAAAGAACCUCCGCAUUUGUGGCGAUUGCCAUGAAGCAAUGAAGUUCAUAUCAUGUUUUGAGGGGAGGGAUAUAUCUGUUAGAGACACUAACAGGUUUCAUCACUUCAAGGAUGGGAAAUGUUCUUGCGGGGAUUACUGGUGAUUUUGCCUGCCUUGACUUACUAUCUGUACAACAACUCGGUGUAUAAGGUGAAUGAGCAUGCCUGUCCCCCUAUCUUAUGGUGGAUAUUGUUUUCAUGAGGUAAUGCAAAAUCACAUAUGAAAAGUAAGAAACAGAAUCCAACAUGCGCACGUGUGUAUUAUAUGCAUAACCCUAUGCAUUUUGUAGUCGUUCAACCUGCAGAUUUCAGAAAUACAUUUGGUGGAGUACUUACAUUGGAGAGACUCAGUUAGAACUUGGAGUUGAUAUUAAUUUUGUAAACGAUUGAAAUGAUUAAAUCCAUGGAAGUGAGACACACCAGCUUUCGGAGGAUGCAUCAAAUAGAAAAUAGGUAUCGUUUACAUGCUUCAA
This is a messenger RNA of Hordeum vulgare subsp. vulgare (domesticated barley), 2392 nucleotides long. Its product is annotated as pentatricopeptide repeat-containing protein At1g20230. The transcript has a single exon. Gene Ontology annotation, molecular function: protein binding; zinc ion binding; RNA binding. Gene Ontology annotation, biological process: RNA modification. Bases 35 to 2023 code for a protein of 662 amino acids. The record is from RefSeq and is a predicted model, not a curated record. NCBI's taxonomy places the organism in Eukaryota, Viridiplantae, Streptophyta, Magnoliopsida, Poales, Poaceae.